AUGCCUUCAUUCAAGCUCGACGAAGAAUAUGUUCAAAACAGCUUUCACACUUACCUCAAGUCAUCCCUCACACAAGCAAAGGUAGAGAAACUGAUAGAGGAUCAAGUUCUAGCAUCUGCAGAAGCAGAUCUUAUGAUAUCUGGUCCAGCAUUAUGCCUAUAUUUUGCUGCCCUUAGAUGCACAACAAACCCACCGUCUGUACCACUUCCUCGUGCCACGAAGUCGGCACCGCCCCUCGAGCUCUCAGCAGAUAAUUGCCCACCGGCAUUUCUCGGCUUUCUAGCCGUUUGGGCAGCUGCGGUGCCGCAAAUCCAGUGCCUCAUCCCCCAAGACCAGCAUGAUCUUGCUCGCAUCAUCUGUGGCCUCCAACCUAUUGCUGUCCCACCAAACCCUGAGUGCGCCGGCAUCGCAGCCGAUCUACGUGCAGUGGCAAUUGAAAUCAGUCAGAGACGCACCUUUCAGGAUAGAUAUGCAAGCGAUCUGCAAGCUGCGUUAGAUGCAGGCUCAUCAAGCAGUGGUUUGAAGGUCAAGACGAGCUUCGUACCACCACCUGUAUAUUCUGAUCAGUUUGCCGCUGAAUCAUCCGGAUAUGGGUCCAAGAAAUUCUCUUCUCCAUCAUCCGUUCAGUCCGCAUUUCCCCCGCCCACGCCUUUCCCUACAAUACUCACCCAAGACACCCCUGAAAUCGACUUCAUCCGCGAGACACUUUACUCCGCACUCGCAGCUGUGCUAGAGCAGAUCACAACCUCUCGGGCUCACAACCCGCACCCUCUCGCACGUCUCUUCAAAUAUGACCCCCCGCGUGCCCAUUUUGCCGCCGUCAGCCUUGCUAUUCUCGAGGUGGCCACGACGCAGGGGAUCAUCCUCCCUGAUCAAAACGCGAUCAUGUGCGUCAGUGCACGAGAGCUUGGAGGGCACAAGCUCACACCAGAUGCAUGUCCGGAGCCACUUCGGCCUUUCAUGAUGGAGCUCAUUGCCAUUGGGCGGGACGCGCAGGUGAUGCAAGAUGAAGACAACGAAGGGACGAUCAAGGCUAUCGAGAGAGGUGAUGAAGAUAUACCAGAACCUAGGUUCGAGCGGGUGCAGGCCAUCAUCAUCCAUGGUGUACGAGUUGGCGGGGAUACUGCGGAUGAUAGCUGCAGGAGGCGUAAAAGGAGCGUGGAGGGACGGGCCGUGGGGUUUGCGAACAGGGUGAAUGCCCUUGGACUGUCGAUCAGUAGAAUCAAGGCGUUUAGAGACAGGGAGAAAGAAGUAUUCGAUGUCUUAGGGCCACGCCCGUGA
Suillus subaureus is the source of this 1281-nucleotide messenger RNA. RefSeq lists its product as uncharacterized. The transcript is spliced from 2 exons. The coding region runs from base 1 to 1281 and encodes 426 amino acids. Lineage: Eukaryota; Fungi; Basidiomycota; Agaricomycetes; Boletales; Suillaceae. The record is from RefSeq and is a predicted model, not a curated record.